GUGCACGGAAACUGUUCCGGGACGGAACUCGCGGAUAUGUGGUUCGAAUUUAUUGUGAUGCUAUAUUUGCUGGGCUCCUUAAGACCCUCGAUAUCGGCAUUCCAAAACUGUGCACCUGAAAAGCAAUGUGUGCCGUACGAACAGUGCAACGAGGGUCUAACGGUGGACGGAAAAUUCUACCCGGAUCGCAGUCGGACGACUUUGGAUGAGAACUGCCACUAUAUGGAAAAGUGCUGUAAUACCCAAGAUAUACUCUCGACACCCGGACUCCCUCAGGAGGCGGCCAACUGUCCAUGUGGGGGUCGCCAUGAUCUCUGGUACUAUCUCAGACCACUGGGCUACAAGCAGCAGGAGGCCAAGUUCGGGGAGUUUCCCUGGCUGGUGGCGGUCUACGGGGCGGAUGCGUACCUCUGCAGUGGGGCACUCAUCACUCCGCUGGCCGUGAUAACCACAGCCCACUGUGUCCAGAAUGUCCAGGAAGCCGGAAAGCUUCGCGUGGUGGCCGGGGAAUGGGAUGCUGCCGUGGAGCUGGAACCCCAGCCACACCAGGCGAGAUCGGUGGUUGAGUCCUUGGUGCAUCCCAACUACACGCAAAUGCCAAUGGCCAACAACAUGGCGAUCCUGCUGGUGGACAAGGAUAAACCCUUUCAGUUGGCCCCCAAUGUGCAGCCCAUCUGCCUGCCGCCCCCGCAAAUGGCCUACAAUUAUAGUCAGUGCUAUGUGUCCGGUUGGCAGAGAGGCGACUUCGGGGGAACAGCGAUCCUGCCCAAGCGAUGGACCCUCUAUGUCCUGCCCCCCGAUCAGUGCAGGACCAAGUUGCGAUUGUCAUUUUUGGGGCGACGCCACGCCCACAACGAUAGCCUGCUGUGCGCCGGCGGCGACAAGGGUGACUUUGUCUGCGGCGACGUGGACAUGACCGGAGUGCCCCUGAUGUGUCCCCUCUCCGGCCACGACGACCGGUUCCACUUGGCCGGCCUCUUGACCAGGACAGCCCGCUGCGAUGGCCCGCAGUUCCUCGGUAUUUACACGAACGUCAAGUUGUACCGGCAGUGGAUCGAUCUGAAGCUGAGGGAACGCGAUCUCGAUAUAAGGCAGUACAUGGUGUAAACCAAUUCCCGAAAAUAAACAG
Messenger RNA from Drosophila suzukii, 1129 nucleotides. Its product is annotated as phenoloxidase-activating factor 2. NCBI's taxonomy places the organism in Eukaryota, Metazoa, Arthropoda, Insecta, Diptera, Drosophilidae. Gene Ontology annotation, biological process: proteolysis. Gene Ontology annotation, molecular function: serine-type endopeptidase activity. The record is from RefSeq and is a predicted model, not a curated record.